Clonostachys rhizophaga is the source of this 1350-nucleotide messenger RNA. The record is from the annotation of a GenBank genome assembly. Lineage: Eukaryota; Fungi; Ascomycota; Sordariomycetes; Hypocreales; Bionectriaceae.
AUGCCUGUUACUGUUUUCCCCACGAACAACAGCCCCACCCUAUGGGAACACAGUUCUUCCGUCAAGACUGCCGAAGAAUUGUUGAAGAAAUCAUGUCCCGAGGAAGCGGAGCAAUGCACGAAGGUAUUAGAGUCGUCAUUAAACGACAUCGAGACUGGAUAUAGUUCUCCCGACAAGACUAUCGAAGAAUUGCUGAAUAUAUUAUGUCCUGAGGAAGCGGCGCAACGCACGAGAGGACGAGAAUCGUUAUUCAAUGACCUCGAGACUGGAUAUAUUGGCCCUUCUUGUAAUGGAUUUGUCCAUGCAGUCUGCGAAGCGUACAGUGGACAUCACCACCUGAAUAUCCGGCCUGACGACGUCUGGUUAUCAAUCCUGGUUCAGCUCAGCUUCUACUUCGAUAGAAAUGGCGACAAGUUUCGGUACAUGCUUGAAGUGCAUGAAGGAUGGCGAGAUGUCGGGGCCACGGAUUAUGCCACCAUGGAAGAAGCUGAGUUGGGAGGGCCAACUCCAACAAAAACGAAGGAAUCUGAAACCGAUGCCGAUGACGCAGAUCUACAAAAUUGGGAAAAUUGGGACAACGACGUAGAUCUAAGAAAAUGGAUCAGGCUAACCUUUACUACCACUUGGGCUGCCGACCAUGCAAUAGCUCUAGCAAUAGCGAGAGAGUUUGGAGAAUUUGACUCAGAUCGAAGAAAUUCGAUCAUGCCUGACAAAUUAGAAGUACGCCACCCUAGGAUGGAUACUCGGCAGCCGUACUUCAACUACGGCGUCUCAUAUGGUUACGGCCUUCCUUCUGUUACUCUUCUGGGCGAAAGAGAGGACUGGGAUAGACUUCGCGGUCGCCUAUGGGAGAUCGCAACCUCGCGCCGAGAGGAAGUCGAAAGGUUUGCGGACCAGCUCGAGACUGUUUUGGACAAUUUCGUCAAUUCUUUCGAUAAUCCAACUGGUUCCGAUGUUAUUAGGUUUUGGAACGAUAUCGUCUACGACAAAGAUGAGAGCCCUGGAACCCGCUACUUAUCCGGCUGGUUGUCAAAGUUCUGUUUUUGGUCUGAGGAGGGGGAGGAGAUUCGGGAUUAUUCCACAAGUGGACACCGGAUGAUCGAUACAAAGAGAAUCCCCAGAGGCUUUGCUUCUGUAGUCGAACAGAAGAACAACAAAGGGGAGACGCAAAGCGUCAGAAUGCUAGCUGGAUCUAUUGGACACCACAUCACCAGAAGCGGAGAUCUCUUAGAUCAGUCUGGUUCAUACAGGGUUGGGCCCCAACCUCAGACUGGGUUAGAUUCCGUACAGCCCGUGACUGGCUGGUGGAAGUGUGAACGUAGGGAGCUAAGCCCUGCUAUCGAGGAGUAG